AUGGCCGCCCCGCAACGCCCGGGCCCCGACCCAGCGCCCCGGCCCCGCGCCCACGCCGCCUCGCUGACCCCGGCCCGGCCCGGCUCGCCGCCUAGCCCCCGCCGGCCUCGCGACGGCCGCAGCCGCGGGAGCAGGAGCACGAGCGGGAGCGGGAGCGGGACGACCGAGGGGAGCGCGCGCCCGGCCUCCGCCGCGCCGCCGCCAUCUUGCCGCGCCGCGCCUCCCCCGCGGGCCUCCCCGCCACGCCGCCGCCGCCCGAGCCUCGGCGCCCGCCGCCCGCCCGCUCGCCCGGCCCGCAGCCCAGGGCGCGGCGGAGGAGCUGAGCUGCAGGCCCCGCGCCCGGAAGGACGCUGCGAGCGAGGCCACGCCCCCGGGCUCUGUGGCCCCGCCCCCUGCCUGCCGGCCCGGCCGCUGCUCCCCGCGGGGACGCGCGGCGCCUGGGAGGACGGAGCGCGCGGCCACGCCCCUAGGCCCCGAGGCUCCGCCCCUCGACUCCGGCGCUCCGCCCCCCUCGGCCUGGAGGCUCCCCGCGAGGACGGAGCGCGAGGCCACGCCCCUAGGCUCCGCCCCCUACGUUUUGAAGCUCCGCCCUUCGACUCCGGAGCCCCGCCCCCUCGGCCUGGAGGCCCCCCGCGAGGACACGCGGCGCUUGGGAGGACGGAGCGCGAGGCCACGCCCCUAGACCCCGAGGCCCCGCCCCUGUGUUUUGAAGCCCCGCCCCUCGGUUUCGGAGCUCCGCCCCCUCAGUCUGGAGGCCCCCCCCCGCGAGGACGCGCGGCGCCCGGGAGAGCCAGCCGGGUUGCUCCCCUGGGAGAGCGGACUGCAAAGCCGCGCCCCCUCGGCUCCGUUGCUCCGCUCUCUCGGCUAUGCAGCCCCGCCCCCUCACCCAGCUGGCUCCUCUCGGCUCCAGAGCUCCGCCCCCUAGCUUGUUUGGCUCCACCCCCAGGCGCCCUAGCCCCGCCUCUUGGCCGCUCGGCUCCGGGGCUCCGCCCCCUUGUUCUUGUGGCUCCGCCCCUUAGACGUCGUAGCCCCGCCCCUAAGCCUGGGCCUGGCGAACGCCUCCUGCCGGCGGUGGGAGGGAGCGCCCUGCGACUGGAGGCCCGGGAGGGGAUGGGGGGAUGGGGGGGAAGGUGCCCCACCGGGUGGGGGUGGGUGUCGAAGGAUCGGGAGAUUCAGGACCCGGGACUGGGGUUCCCGGACACCCUCUUCCUUCCCUGGCCGCUGCUUUCCGUGUCUUCAGCCUUGAAAGCCCGGCUGGGACCCGGUGAGUCACCGUGGCCUGGCAAGGCUGGUGUCCUUGCUGUGCAGGAAGGCCUGGAAUCUGGAAGGGCCAAACAAGGCUGCUGGCUGCUGAAGGAGCACCACAGCACCCGGCGGAGGCAAACUAUUUAUUUGGGGUGUUUUGGAGCAAGCUGGCGGCUCUCUGCCUGGGAUGGUGGCAAGUGGACGAAAGGAAAUAGCCCUACCAGGAGCUCAAAAUUGAACUUCAGAUAA
This is a messenger RNA of Suncus etruscus (white-toothed pygmy shrew), 1494 nucleotides long. Its product is annotated as basic proline-rich protein-like. The record is from RefSeq and is a predicted model, not a curated record. The coding region runs from base 1 to 1494 and encodes 497 amino acids. NCBI's taxonomy places the organism in Eukaryota, Metazoa, Chordata, Mammalia, Eulipotyphla, Soricidae. The transcript is spliced from 2 exons.